UCACAGUCAAAACCAUUUCACCAUUUCGUUGACGACCUCGAAACAUUCAGAAUGGCCAUUGGACCAUUAGCUCGGAUUUUGGCACAGGUUAUUGUUCCGGUUGUAGCCGUUCUAGCACGUGCACUGCCCGCCGCGUACGCCCAAGCGUUGCAGAACGCCAAAAAACAGGGAGUCAACCCUGCACAGGCAACUUCUAUGCUAAGAAAGACGAUUACGCAACAAGAAGCUUUUCAGAUUUUAAACUUAUCCGAAUCGGAGGCAUCAGCAGAAGCUAUUCAAAAACAAUACGAUAAAUAUAUGGCGGCAAACGAUGUCAGCAAAGGAGGUAGCUUCUACUUGCAAUCGAAAGUUUAUCGGGCAAAAGAGCUUCUUCAAGAAUUCGAGAAAGGCGCCCGAACGGAAAUGAAAAAAGAGUCAAAUCAGUCAGGCAGUAGUAACCAAUAGAUGAAAGCCUCGGCAUUAACUUGCUUCAAAACUAAAGUAUUUCCGUCAAACAUCAUAACAUUGGCUGUCACUGCCAUUGGCAAACUCUUUAACAUGAACGAUACUACUCCAGCCUCGACUCGUGCAGAGGAAAAGGCAGUAGAACCAAGAACAAGGUCAAAAUCACGACUAAACAUUGUGUGAAUUUUUUCCAUCUUUAUUUCUGCUGAGUCUGAUGACACAAACAAGAUGUGUCAUCAUAUCAAUGAACACAUUGUACGUUACAAAUCGCCCUGCUCUAGACCUGCAGCUCCGCUGGCAAUUCUU
Messenger RNA from Phaeodactylum tricornutum CCAP 1055/1, 750 nucleotides. RefSeq lists its product with no specific name. The record is from RefSeq and is a predicted model, not a curated record. The transcript is spliced from 3 exons. Gene Ontology annotation, biological process: protein import into mitochondrial matrix. Bases 52 to 444 code for a protein of 130 amino acids. Gene Ontology annotation, cellular component: TIM23 mitochondrial import inner membrane translocase complex. Lineage: Eukaryota; Bacillariophyta; Bacillariophyceae; Surirellales; Neidiaceae.